Neospora caninum is the source of this 1881-nucleotide messenger RNA. RefSeq lists its product as hypothetical. NCBI's taxonomy places the organism in Eukaryota, Apicomplexa, Conoidasida, Eucoccidiorida, Sarcocystidae. The record is from RefSeq and is a predicted model, not a curated record. Gene Ontology annotation, biological process: DNA replication; DNA strand elongation involved in DNA replication. The transcript is spliced from 9 exons. Bases 1 to 1881 code for a protein of 626 amino acids. Gene Ontology annotation, molecular function: DNA binding. Gene Ontology annotation, cellular component: delta DNA polymerase complex.
AUGGAGUCAAGCGGCGUCCUGGGGCCGCCUGCGGCAGGCGCAGGAGAAGCGCAUGCCUCAGAUGUCUCGCUUCUUGCACGGCUGGAAGCAGAAACCUCGCUGACCCCUGAAGACCUCGAAGAGCUACGCAGAGGCUGGCGCCGCUUUCAGGCCAACGGCGAGGCCUCUCAAGAGGCGGAAAGUCUACGGAAGCGUGGACGGCAGGGAGUUGCCGAGGCUUCGAUGGACGGAGAAGAGCCGUGCGAUGGGCGCGACUCAGACUCCACUUCAAAGAGAACUCUGAAAGCCAUGCCUGGCGGGUUCUUCCGCGCUGCGGCCGACUACGAAGACCGAGGCUCUGAACGCUUUGUUGUUCGCCCCAGAAAAUAUCAACAACAAUACAGUGCUGUCUACUACUCCCGACUCGCCGCUCUCUCCGACACACUCUUCAAGCAAGCAGAGUCCCGAUGGCCGGGCGUGUGCAUUCACCCGUGCAUUCGCGACGUCCAAACAGGGCAACAGUGCGUUAUCGUCGGGACGUUGUUCAAGGACAUGGUUCUCAAGCCUUCUGCUCUGAAGGAGUAUCUCGACGACAUUCAGGUUCAGGUUACGCCGAACAGCUUUCUGUCUGACUCAGAUUCGCUGUUUCUCGAGGAUCAGACUGCCCGCGUGCGUCUCGUCGUCGACGCCGCUCCCCCUGCUUCGUCUGACGCGGACGAAGAGACGGCCGAGGAGACACACGCAGAGGGUGACGCUCGAGAAGAGACGGAAGGCCAUCAGCUUCGCGUCAAUGGAGUGGUCACAGGACUGAUCGUCGCCGUCCGGGGCGUUGCGACCGACAACGGCCGAUUUCUCGUUCAGGACUUCUGUCUGGGAGGCGCCCCGCCAGUCCCUCCUCUGCCUCGUCGCGUCCCCCCGGCGGAGACACCGGCUCGCCUCGCGCUUCCAGACGGCGCUCUUGGAGAUGUUGACCUCGAUUCGAAAUUCGUUGCCUUCGUCUCGGACUUGCGGAUUGGCGACGAAACAGGCGAUCCCGCGCCGCUGCAGCUUCUUCGCGAUUUCCUUCUCGGCGCUUUUGGAGGCCCCUUCAAGUGCCGCUUGGCCUCCAGAGUGGUUCGCCUCAUCAUUGCAGGGAACGCGCUGUCUGCCGUGCGAAAACCCCCCGCGACGGUCCCGCCGGCUCUGUCGUCUUCGCCCCUCAAGCAGGCCUCGGCGACGCACGCGUCUGUGAAGGCGACCUUGCAGGAAGCUGACGUCUUCCUCUCGCAGCUGGCAUCCUCCAUUCCCAUCGAUCUCAUGCCAGGAAGUGGAGACCCGACAACCUACUCGCUGCCGCAACAGCCGCUGCACGCAGCUCUCCUCCCCAUCAGCCGCACCUACGGCAGCAUUCGCGGCGUCUCCAAUCCGCAUGCUUUUUCUCUCGACAAGGUCGUCGUCGCGUGGUGCGCCUUUUUCCUGCCUUUCCAGAUUCGUUUCAUAGGCUCCUCUGGCCAGCCCGUUUCCAACGUGUGCGCCUUCUCCGAUUUGAGCCCUCUCGAGGCUCUGAGACUCUGCGCCGAAGGCCGGUGCCUCGCCCCUACAGCGCCGGAUUCGCUGUCCCUGUACCCGUUUGUUAGGGAAGACCCAUGCUGCAUUGCCCCUCCUGAUUACCACCACGUCUACUUCUCAGCGAACCACGAGGCUCUGAGCUUCGAGCGCUUGCAGAAAAUCACGCGAAACGUCCAGACGACCUCGGCGGACGGGGCAGAGAAAGCGAUGGACGUCGACGAGGCCGAAGACAGCGAAGGACCGCUCCUGCUCUGCAUUCCAAGUUUCGCGAAAACCUCGACUCUCGUUCUCGUCGACCUCCAAUCCCUCGCUGUACACCCCGUACACUUGCUUCUCGCUUCCGAGGGAAACUAA